AGGUUGAACUUUCUUAUCAAAGUUCUCCAAAUGUACACAAACGAAGUUGACGACUGAAUCAGUGGGUAAAUUGAUCAAUUUUAAUCCUUUAAUGUCGCUGUUUACCUUUGUGUUUACCGAGUACCGUGAUUGAAAUUUUCAAGGAUGUUGUAAAUAUUCAAAAAGAGCAAUUGCUAAUAACUUGGGUUCCCCUUUCUGUUCUGCCUUUCGCUGUCUCAAUUCUGGUUUCGCUGUGAUCAUGAAGUGACUCUUUGAAGCCAUGCGUCUAAUGUGAGGUUUCGAACAGCUCAGCAUGCCAAAACAUAACAAAAAGUCCCGAAAUGUCAAACCCAAGUUUCUCAAAAUUUCCAACACUCAUGCAGAUGAAAAUACAACACCGAGAAUCAAUAUUGGUCUGUCCAACAUUUCAAAAUGGAAUCAGUUGAAGAAACAACUUUAUCUGGAGACGGAUGAGGCAUUUGUUGCUCAUCUCUUGAAAACCUUGGAGGGUCUUCUCAGCAAACAAAAUGAGAAUAAAGCAAAGGUUGAAUCGUCACAACGACACACAGGUGCAAUUGAAAUUUCCCGAAAUUUUUCAUCGAAGGACAGUUUUAGCAGCGAUAUCCAAGACAAUAUUGAUGUCAAUUUAAGUGCUGGAAGGGAACAAAUUCAAAUCGAAAACACACAAGAAACUGAUAGGCCAACUUCUGAAAUCCACGAUGGUUCAUCACUAGCGAGUUACCCCAUCAAAAAUGAUGGAAACAAUCCAGCCUCAGUAUUCGAAAACUCUACCCAUGAGGAAGCAUUGGCGGUCGAUAUGCAUGAAAUUAAACAUCAUGAGCCAGAAAUAGCUUUUCAAAAUCCAGCAUCGCCAGUCAGUAAGCACUCUCCCUCGCCCAUUUCCUCUGAAAACCAAAGAAACUUGAAUGACAUAGCUGAAAUGAGUACUGCAGUGGAGCCACCUAAUUCCACAGCAAAACCCAACAUUCUUUCAAGAGGGAGCAACAUGAGCAGAAAAGCGCAAAAAAGGAGAGAUAAAUUCGCUUUGGCAAGGACCAAUCUAAAUGCACAAGCAAACGCAAGCUUGGUCAGGAAAUCAAGAUCAGAAAAGGAAGGAAGCAAAGUUGGAGGGAGCUCAAAAAAACCUUGUCCAUAUUGCAAUCAGCUUCACCAAGGCACAGUUUGCCCUGUCUUUUGUCCCAUUAAAAGGAUUAAAGAUUCGAUAUCGCAUGAAGAUUGGAUUAAAGGCGAUGUGUUUGUUCAUUCGAAUUCAGUCUGUGAUAGUGAUGAAGAGUUGAACUUCUCAAAAUGCUCUCUUCCGGAAUGCUUAGAACUCAAGUCAAUUAAAUCUAGUCAUGAUUAUAGUGUAGUCGCCAGACUCCAGAUUCCCCAGUUUACAGAAUUUGGCCCGCUGAUCGGAGAACCUAUCAAAAUGCAGGAUAUUCCAGAUGAUUGUAGUAUGCAUAGUAUUUGGGAGGUGCAAGAUAAUGACGGGAAGCUGUUCUAUUUAAGCACUGAAAAUUUAAAUCUAAGCAAUUGGUUGUCUCAUAUAAGGCCAGCACCAUCAUUAGAGACUUCCAAUGUAUCAAUAGUCACCCGUGAUUCGCAAUUGUACUUUGUAUCCACAGCAACUAUAGUCACAGGAUCAGAACUUUUGUAUUGGACAGACAACAUUGCUAAAGUUUGGGAUGAUAAGAAAGUGAACAAAAAAAAUUGUGGUGGAUGUAAUAUAAAGUUUAAUCAUAUUUUCUACUAUCGUCUGCACUGUCAAAUAUUUCACGAUGCAAACUGCAGCUUGACAGUGCGCAAGUACCAUUGCAAAGUGUGCGGCGCUGCUGUCCUAGGCAAGCAAAAUAUUGUCAAACAUGCCGCAGAACUUCAUAGAGGGAAAGGAGCAUAUCAAUGCCCUUUCUGUAAGAAGUUUUUCUUACGACUUAACUAUUUGGAUAUGCAUAAAACUUAUGGGUGUUCAUCAAAUCCUCUGCGGCUGAGACCUUUAUGUGAUUUUUGCGGACGAAAAUUUUGUCAGCCCCAGAAAUUGAAAGUUCAUAUCAAACGAAUGCAUGGCGAUAUUUCAUCUAUUCUAGCAGAAUUUCAGUGCAUGAGUUGUUUAAGGGUACUUGGCUCAAGGGCUGCAUUGCAGCGACAUAAUAAAGAAGUGCAUCACAAGAGCGAGAGAGUAUCGUUCACCUGCCAACAGUGCGGAAAAGGUUUCCAGAAUAAGUCAAAUUUGAAAAUUCAUAUGCUCACGCAUUCUGGCAUCAAACCUUUCAGGUGCUCAGUGGCUGAAUGCUCCUCUGCCUUCACAACGAAACAAUGUUUGCAACUUCAUUACAAAAAAUUUCAUGGCCUUUCUGAUGAGAACAUGCCUAAAAUUCAUCGGACUGUCGAGUAUACUUUCAAUGCUUACGCUGGAGAAAACCUGAGUGAUUCGCAAGCGGGAUCGCCCCAAAGUUGCGAAAACUCUGACAGUCAAUGCCAAACACCAACUUCUCCUUCGCCUUCAGAGAUCAGCUCUAAGAAUCGUAGGCUUUCAAGUCCAGUUAACAUGACAAGCCAUGAUGAAACUGAUAUCUCCAGUAACCAGUAUAAUGUCGCAGUUAAUUGUAGCAGUAACUUCGAUGAGCAAAGUGAUAGUGCUCAUAGCUCCAGCGUUAUCAUGAAAAGCAGUGUGAAGGGGUACCAUGAAGAGAUAGUAUCAGAAAUAAGAGAGAAGCCGUCCAUGCUGCCUUUAUCCAGUGAAUGCGAAACUGAAAUAGAAAACAAAGGGUUGUAUCCAUAUGGACGCACAGAUUCUUCCAACGCAAGUCUUCUGGUUGAAGCUGCAAUUGAUGCUGUAGAGAAAGUGAUCAAUGUUGAUCAUUCGCCUAUUAAUUUCACCAUCACCCAUGAUCCAGCGGGCGUCCCCGCUGGAAUGGAUCACGAUGAUGAGCAGAGAGGAGUAAGUUCUCAGUCGCCUGUGUUAAUGCCUCCGUUCAAUUUGUCUGUUCAUCCGGAAUCUCAAUCUAGUUCACUGGAUAUCAGCAUAUCCUCAACUUAUCAUGAUGAAAUUACACCUCCUCACUAUGGCGCUCCGUACAGCUUACAUCUCUCUCCUGUUGAUGUUGUUCGUGUUGCUGAGCAAAACGAAAACUACCUCCAUAAAACAGAUGAUAUGUCCGGUGAUGAGUGCGAAAAUCCCGUCCAAAAUCUGUGUCUCAGCUCAAAGGAUCGGCUCCAAAUUGACGUCCUUGCUUACAAAUCAUACCCAGAGAGCAUUGAAGAAAAAUCUAGUCUUCUCAAACAAUAUGAGAACCGAGAUCGCUUACCAUUCCUAAAGCACUAUAGUCCAUUAGAUGAUCGAAGCCUUAAGUAUGACCCUCUAGACGAGAGAUUAAUCAGUGCUUCAGAAGAAAGACUCAACUUAUUCAAACAAUACGAGUUAUUAGAAGAACGCUCUCCAACUCUUCUAAAGCAGUAUGAUGUAAUGGAAGAGAGAUCUAGCCUGUAUAAAUUGUACGAUAAUGGAACUGAUGAAAGAGGUUUCAGUUUUGAAUCAUUAGAGUCCGCAGACCUAUCGCGCUGUCCUGCUUUAGGUCAUAUCUACUCCAACCUUCAAGUGUCUCCUCCAAAGUAUCCUCGCCCUCUGUAUGGGACCAAUCCAUCUCACGCAUACUCUGAUGUUUUGAGAGUGGUUAAUUUACACUCGCAAUCGGUGGACCUUUCGUUGCCGCGCCCUCCAGCAACGAAUCUUAUCCCCUCCUCUCCCACGUACCAGUCAUAUCCCUUGUCGCCCACUCUUCCCACUUAUCUCACACCUCGAUCAGCCCUCUCUCCUACUUAUCAUCCCUACUCAGGCUAUUAUUAAGUUUUUAACCCCUCCUAUUUUCUUUUUUAAUGCCUUUAUCAUUUUAUAUUUUCAUUUUUAUGUCAUUGGCUUUUGGCUGUGUAACAAAUUGAAUAAAUACUUCAAGCUAAUUGAAACUA
Messenger RNA from Bemisia tabaci, 3945 nucleotides. RefSeq lists its product as uncharacterized. Lineage: Eukaryota; Metazoa; Arthropoda; Insecta; Hemiptera; Aleyrodidae. The record is from RefSeq and is a predicted model, not a curated record. Gene Ontology annotation, cellular component: nucleus. Gene Ontology annotation, molecular function: DNA-binding transcription factor activity, RNA polymerase II-specific; protein binding; RNA polymerase II cis-regulatory region sequence-specific DNA binding. Gene Ontology annotation, biological process: regulation of transcription by RNA polymerase II.